UGUAGCACUGACGUGACGGUGAAAGUCUGAGAACUAUGGAGGUGCCGCCAUGUCACUGUGACGCCGGAUGCGCCGGGAUCUGGUGCAGGUGAUGCUCGCUGCUUGCCUUCGCGCAUCGCCAGUACCCGGGCUCGAGCGGUCGAGCGGGUCGAGUCGAUUCGAGUCGUCGCGUGGUCAAGCUUCAGGAUGUGCUGCUAUCUGCUCGAAUCUACAGCUGAUCGUGCGCAGGGUGCUGCAGCUGGACAUCAGCAGAAUGGACGCAGUGGCACCCAUAGAGCUCAUCAAGCUGCCUUCUGCGGCCAUCCUAGCAGCAGAGAGCGUACACACGCUCGAAGAAGCCACCCCGCGAGCCUCGCCAGAAUUGGAAGAGCCGCCCGCGUUCGAAGCGCUUCAAACGCACGCCGUCGCCGAUCACACCCUCCCGCCCAUCGAUGGAGGAGCGCAAGCUCACAUCUUCUUGCUGUACAGCUUCGUCUUCGAAGCCGUCCUGUGGGGCCUACCUGCUUCCUACGGUGUCUUCCUCGACGCUUAUCUGAGGACAGAGCUCGCGGAUGGGCCCAACGCGCAGACACUGCUCGCACUCGUCGGCACGAUCAGCACGGGUAUCAUGUACAUCGUCUCGCCCUUUGCGCUCGUCUACGUCAACAGCUAUCCCAAGCUACGCCGUCUCAAUCUCUGGGCGGGCGUCGCUCUUUGCUCUGGAUCUUUGCUUGCCGCGUCAUUCUGCAAUGCCCCGUGGCAGUUGAUACUCUGCCAAGGCGUGGGUUACGCUAUCGGUGGAUCGCUCGCCUACUUCUCCAUGUUUGUGCGUGACCCGGGCUUCGGUUGCAGGCUUGUGUCUCACAACCCAGAGCAGGCCUUUCUGUGCGAGUGGUAUGUCGCAAAGAGGGGCAUGGCCAACGGCGUCACCUUCUCGGGCGCGGGCGUGGGCGGUCUCGUCUUUCCGCUCCUCAUCAACGCGCUCAUCAAGAAACUGGGCAUCCACACGACUCUCCGCGCUCUUGCGGCCAGCGUGUUCGCCAUCUUGGGUCUCAUCGUGCCCUUCAUGCACGGUCGACUGCCACUCGUCAAACGGUCCCAAAAGGUGCCCACAACGCAAGGCAGCCUCAUGUCGAACUUGCCACUUCGAGAUGUGUCGGUCUGGCUCGCCGUCCUUGCCUGUGCUUUCCAGGCACUGGGCUACUUCUGCUGGAUGAUCUAUCUGCCCACCUAUGCAAACGCCAUCGGUCUGUCGACAGGAGCAGGCUCUGCAACGCUCGCUGCACUCAAUGCUGCUGCCAUACCUAGCCAAUUCGGUCUGGGCGCUCUGAGCGAUCGACACGAUCCUCACAUGCUUGCCAUCACCAACCUCAUCUUCACUGCCGCGCUCGUCUUUCUGCUUCUGGGCGCCUCACUGUCAUUCGCACCCCUGCUCAUCUUCUCGCUCCUCUACGGCGCCAAUGCGCCUGGGUAUAGCAGUCUCUUUACAGGCCUUGCGCGCGUAGGCGCUGACGAGAACAACGCUCGCGUCACGCUCUUCGGUGUCUUCACAGCAGCACGCGGGCUGGGCUCCAUUCUGACUGCGCCUCUUUCUGCCGCCUUGCUCAAGACCGACUCUCCCGCCCUGCGAUGGCGGGCGUAUGGCGUGCCAGGCUUCGGCACAUUGAUCGUCUUCUCGGGCAGCAUGUUCCUGGCUGCCGCUCUCGCCGAGUUUGCAAGCAAGCAGAUCCAGAUCUAUCAGCGUAAGACAAAGGCGCUCAGCAGUCGGUCCGAAUGAGCGAGACUGUCGACGCUCUGUCAGCAACAACGAAUCACGAGACAUGAAGCCCUACAUACCCUUGUUGAUGAGACCCAUUAGACGUACGAUU
Mixia osmundae IAM 14324 is the source of this 1847-nucleotide messenger RNA. RefSeq lists its product as uncharacterized. Gene Ontology annotation, biological process: transmembrane transport. Gene Ontology annotation, molecular function: transmembrane transporter activity. Gene Ontology annotation, cellular component: fungal-type vacuole membrane. The record is from RefSeq and is a predicted model, not a curated record. Lineage: Eukaryota; Fungi; Basidiomycota; Mixiomycetes; Mixiales; Mixiaceae. The transcript has 2 exons. Bases 68 to 1756 code for a protein of 562 amino acids.